CAUUUCUACAAGGAAGCUGCUGCUUUUGUGUUAUGAGCAGUUGCUAAACAUUCUCCUCAACUAGUUCAGGCAACAGUUGAUUGUGGAGCAUUGAGAUGCUUGGAAGAUUUUGACACUGGAGUCAAAGAAGAUGCAACUUUGGCAUUUGGUUGUACUGCAAGACAUAAUGUAGAACUGUCACAAGCUGUGGUGGGCGGAGCAGUUCCUCUGUUAGUACUUUGUAUCCAGGAGCCAGAAAUGGCUUUGAAAAGGAUUGCUGCUUCGGACCUCAGUGAUAUUUCAAAGCAUUCUCCAGAGUUAGCACAGACAGUAGUGGAUGCAGGAGCUACUGCUCACUAAGCCCAGAUGAUUCUGACCUCUGCUGCUAAAUUAAAGCCUCAGGUCCUUUACUCUCGGGUGGCAAAACAGUCUGUGGGUCUGGCAGAAAUGGUGGCUGAAGCAGAGAUUUUUCCAGUUGUACCUACCUGCCUGAGAGACAAAGAUGAAUACAUGAAGAAAAAUGCUUCUAUUUUAAUUAAGAAGAUAGCACAACAUACAGCCAAGCUUUUGCAGCUGACACUGAACGCAGGAGUUGCCGCCAUGAUUGACUGCAUUGGAUCUUGCAAAGGAAACAUAGGCAUCAUGAUGCUUGGUUAUGUGGCGGCUCAUUCUGAGAACCUGGCAAUGGCGGUGAUCAUUAGCAAGGGUGUGCCCCAGUUGUCAGUCUGCUUGUCAGAAGAACCAGAUCACGUUAGGGCUGCCACUGCCUGGGCCAUGGCACAGAUUGGGAGACACACUCCGGAGCAUGCACGGGCCGUCGCAGUCACAAACACUCUGCCAGUGCUGCUUUCUUUGUACAUCACAGAAAGCUCUGAGGAUCUUCAAGUAAAAGUAAGUGCUUAA
Molecule: messenger RNA, 882 nt
Organism: Myotis davidii
Lineage: Eukaryota; Metazoa; Chordata; Mammalia; Chiroptera; Vespertilionidae
Gene: SPAG6
Product: sperm associated antigen 6
Biological process (GO): neuron projection extension; sperm axoneme assembly; filopodium assembly
Cellular component (GO): axoneme; microtubule cytoskeleton; sperm principal piece
Molecular function (GO): microtubule binding
Source: RefSeq, a predicted model, not a curated record